CGGUAGAGCUGCAGACCCGUUCCUGACUUGAUCAAUCCUCUCGCCACUCCUAGUGGUCUUCCUACCCAGGGAAGAGAGGCCACGGAGUGUGGAGUCACACUGGGCGCUGAUCCCUGGCGUACCUGUUAAUUCUCUGCGAAGUCCCGCCUCUAUGCUAGUUCCACUGGGAUAAUUUGUCCACCUGGGAGUCCUGGCCGCCAGAAUCCGCUCCCUGUGCUGGUGACGGGGGCCUGUUACGCGCACCUCGCAGCGGCCCCACAGCCCCGCCCCCAUGCUAUUAAUAAUAAGCUCGAGCCCCUCCCGCGCACCUCCCGGGGCCCCGCGAGCCUCGUCCCUAUGCUAAUAAGCGCGAGACCCUCCGGCGCACCUCACCACGGCCCCGCCCCCUAUGCUAAUGAGCUGCCGCCUCUCCCACAAGGCAGCGCGCCGGCCGACGCGGCCGGCUCAGGAGCUCUUUGUGAGGGCGGUCGGCUGAGCCAGACCAGCAGCACCAUGAACGGCUCAGGCGGCGCGUCGGCGGCGUCCGUCAGCUCCGCGCCGCCCGCGCAGGAGGAGGGCAUGACGUGGUGGUACCGCUGGCUGUGUCGCCUGUCGGGGGUGCUGGGGGCCUUCUCUUGCGCCGUCUCCGGCCUCUUCAACUGCAUCACCAUUCAUCCUCUGAACAUCGCGGCUGGCGUGUGGAUGAUGAUGGCCGUCGUCCCCAUCGUCAUCAGCCUGACGCUGACCACACUGCUGGGCAAUGCCAUUGCCUUCGCCACCGGAGUGCUGUACGGACUCUCCGCUCUGGGCAAAAAAGGCGAUGCGAUCUCCUACGCCAGGAUCCAGCAGCAGAAGCAGCAGGCAGAUGAGGAGAAGCUUGCAGAGACCCUGGAGGGGGAGCUGUGACACAGGUCCAGGUGACCCGCCCCACAUCCUCGCCCCCCUGGUUCUGUGUGAGCAUGGUCAGCAGGGACGGGGCCUGAGGCAUUGACCUGAGGGACAGUCUGGAAGAGGAGCCUGUGCCUGGCCCCCAGCAGCUUCUCUCCACCUGGCCCCAUACCUGGAGUCUUCCUGUCUGCCUCUCUCUCCAGACUGGCAUCUCCUGGCCUGGGCGGGUGCUGAGGUGCUGGGGCGAGGGCUCUGAGGGCCUGGCCAGCAGCGAGGACAUGGGCAGGACGAGCCUCGGGGGUGACCCGGGCCGUAGGACUUGAGGCGGAGCAGAGCCUGCAGCAGCUCUGCUCACGGCUCACCUCGCCCCGUAGCCCCCGACUGGCUCCGGGUGGAUUUCCAGACUUCUACAGCGGGCAGAGCCAUCAGGGACCCACUGAACGCCUGGGAGGAGCUUCCUGGAGACGCCGGUCCUGUCUCCAGGUGGGACAUCGGCCAGAAGGAGCCUCCUCUCGUGUGUCCAGGCAGGAGAGUCUCCUACAGGCUGAGCCAACUGGGCUCUCCUGUCCACCUGCCAUCAGGGCCGAGGGUGGGGCAGGGCAGUGUCCUGAGGGCUAUCUGCUGCUGCCCAUGGCCCCCCAGCCACUCUGUCCUCUGUGGGAGGCCACAGUGCUCCCAAGAUGCUCCUUGAGUCCCAGACAGCUGGGUGGGAGCGCUCCCGCCACCAGUUCCCUGGAACCUGGGACAGUCCAUUUCGGAAUACUCCCCACGGGCCUGGCCUGGGCCCCCAGGUUCUUCCCGUUCCUCCCCUCCCCCCGGGCCCUGGUGCUAAAGAAGUGGGGAGCGCCUGCUCUCCAGGGGGGCCACUGCCUACCUCUCUAGUGUGAUCCCGCCCCGGUGAGUGGUGGUCCCGAGCCUUAGUAGGGCUGAGCUUGACCACCUCCAGUAUUCCCGCAGGCCCGCCCCCAGCCCUGCCCCCAGGGAGCUUCCUGCCUUUUGAGAGCUGAGCAGGGACUGCCCUGGGUGUCAGACCACCAGAGAGCAAGGCCUGGGGGCCGGGGCAGGGAGCGUGGCGAGCUGGUGCCCUGGAACAUGACUCCUGGGACUUGCGCCCUCGUCCCCUCCAAGGCUCCCUCCAUGCCCGUCCCUUGCUUCUGCCCCAUGACCGCAGCCCGCUGGCCGCUCUGAUUGCUGGGCUGGCCCUUAGCCGUUGGGCAUGUCUGACAGGGCCUGGUGAGCCCGGCAGUGCCGGGCUGGUGUGGGAAAUGCCGCGCCUGGGCCCAGCUCCCGCUCUUCCUCCGUCUGGGCCUGUUCACGCUCCCAGAGCUCAGGGUCCCCUCCUGCUAUGUGGAAGGUCUUGGCUUCCCAGAGGGACCUUUCAUCCCCAUUUGAGGCUGGGAGCGGCAGGCACUGGCCAGGGACACAUCAGCGGGCUUCUCAUCUACAGCGCCCCCCAGCAGCCCUCCAGGGAGCCUGACCAGGCUGAGCUCCAGAGUGGCAGGGAACACUGUAGUGUGGCUGGCAUGGUGGGACAUGUGCCUUCAGGGGUCCUCUGGGACCACCUUCCUCAGGCCAGUGCUGGGUUCAAAGGGCAGUGGGCUCCAGGCCUCUCCAGGCUGGUGGGGGUGCGUGUGCGUGUGCGUGUGCGUGUGCGUCUUCUCCCAAGUGUGCCGUGAAUCAAGACCUGUCUACCUCCCAGGAGGAGCGAGGGCCCUACCACCCCCCUGGGCCCAUUCUUAUCCAGGAAGGGGGAGUCGGGUCACUUCUGCCCAGCCCUCCUGCCCCUGCCACGGGGGCCUCGCUGACGGGGGUGCCCUUGCUGCAGGAGGAGGGGUUUGCUGUGUGUGUCAAGGACGGUUGCACUUCUCCCGGUGAGGAAACAGUGGGUGCUGGGCGGGCCGUAGAGUUGGACGCAGAGGUGGAAGGGCCCUCCAGCCCCUGUCACAGGCCAGAGGGGUCAGGUCACUUGCCCGAGGCUCUCAGUGAGUCUGGCAGGAGCGGCCUUGGAGCUGGUGACUCUGUCUCCUAGUGGGAGCCCCACCUUGCAAGAAACAUCUGUCCAGGUGGCUGAGGAGGCCAGGCCUGCUGGGCCACCAGGGCCCUCCUGCCUCCGUGUUUCUGGACUGUUUCUUGUGGUCCUUGUUUACUCUUGGUGUUUAGCUUGAACGAUGAGCAAUAAAGCCUGGCGGCCGUUUGUAUGCUCGCCCACA
Molecule: messenger RNA, 3077 nt
Organism: Hipposideros armiger (great roundleaf bat)
Lineage: Eukaryota; Metazoa; Chordata; Mammalia; Chiroptera; Hipposideridae
Gene: CACFD1
Product: calcium channel flower domain containing 1
Exons: 4
Coding region: 337-885 (182 amino acids)
Biological process (GO): vesicle-mediated transport
Cellular component (GO): membrane
Source: RefSeq, a predicted model, not a curated record